Choloepus didactylus (southern two-toed sloth) is the source of this 2033-nucleotide messenger RNA. RefSeq names its product OX-2 membrane glycoprotein-like. The transcript has 6 exons. Gene Ontology annotation, biological process: regulation of immune response; negative regulation of macrophage activation. The record is from RefSeq and is a predicted model, not a curated record. Lineage: Eukaryota; Metazoa; Chordata; Mammalia; Pilosa; Megalonychidae. Gene Ontology annotation, molecular function: cell-cell adhesion mediator activity. The coding region runs from base 71 to 817 and encodes 248 amino acids.
UAGCAAGAGCCUAAAGCUUGUGCUCAGGAGGCUCUUCCGUCAUCUGUCUACCUACAGACUGAUCUGGGGCAUGGCAGCAGUGGUGCUCUGCAGAGCACAAGGGACAGUGGUGACCCAGGAUGAAAAAGUGCUGCUGCACACACCUGCUUCCUUAAAAUGCUCUCUGCAAACUUCCCAGGAAGUCCUGAUUGUUACAUGGCAGAAAAUCAAGGCUACGAGCCCGGAAAACAUGGUCACCUUCAGCUGGGACCAUGGGGUCGUGGUCCAGCCUUCCUACAAGGACAAGGUGAACAUCACCCAGCUGGGACUCCGGGACUCCACCAUCACCUUCUGGAAUACCACCCUGGAGGACGAGGGCUGUUACAAGUGCCUCUUUAACACCUUUGGUUCCGGGCAGAUCUCGAGAACAGCCUGCCUCACUCUCUAUGUACAGCCCACAGCAUCCCUUCACUACAAAUUUUCUGAAGACCACUUAAAUAUCACUUGCUCUGCCACUGCCCGCCCAGCCCCUGUGAUCUCUUGGAAAGUAGCUGGGUCAGGGAUUGAGAACAGUACGGAGAGUCUCUCACACCCUAAUGGGACCACUUCCGUCACCAGCAUCCUCCAGGUCAAAGACCCCAAGAGUCAAGUGGGGAAGGAGGUGAUCUGCAAGGUGCUGCACCUGGGGUCGGUGACCACCUUGAGGAAAACCAUGAACAAAGGCAUUUGGUUUUCAGUUCCACUAUUGUUAAGCAUUGUUUCCCUGGUAAUUCUUCUCGUCUUAAUCUCAAUCUUAUUAUACUGGAAACGUCACAGGAAUCAGGACCGAGAGCCAUAGAGGAGUCACACAUAACCCUGAAAGUUAUGCCCUGAUCUACUUGAAUCUGAAGCAGGAGGAAAGAUAACCAUUUUCUGUGGGACCUAAAAGCAAAAGAAGCAGAAGCAGAAGGCCUAAGUCAAAGACUUUGUAUUGCCAUCUAAUCGCUCAAUGCUUGUCUGAGUUCCAAGAGGAAGUAAUUUUACCUCUCAGGUCUGUUGUAGGACUUGAUUCUGUGAAGUAAUGCAGUGUUGUGCAGUUGAAAGGACACUGGACUUAGAAUCAGGAGCCCUGAGUUGGCAUGCUGACCUAGGCUCUUACUGACGGCAUCUGUGGUCUAAUCGUUUUACCUCACUGAGUAUCCAUGUCCUCAGCCAGAAAAUGCAGGAGGUGGACCAGAUUAUUUGCUAUUCAACUCUAAAUCCUGAUUUAAUUCCACACAAUAAAGAGAACAAACAAAGGGGAAAGAAGUGAAAAGGAGAGAGAAGAGAGAAUACAGGAAGGUAAAAGACCAAAGAACUCUUCUGUGACUACUUCUUACCUUGCUGUUGGUGAUACAUCCAUUCUUCCUUUGGUAGUCUUAGGGUCAUGAGUCUGUUUUCCCAUCACUAUCUGGUAUACUUUGCUAUUACCCUGUCUUGCUAGAACCCCUGGUUUCACUUCAUAUACUGCUGUGUGAUUUACCACAGCAAAAUAGGAUUGAAUUUAUUGUGAAAUAACAUUGGCAACCUUAACUUAACUUAUAUACUUUUACAGCAGAAUAAGUAUCUUAGACAGGAAUUCAUGUUUUUAAAAAGGCAUGCUUUCCUUCUCCAUUUGACUCAUAAGACUCAGCCCUAUUUUUAGUCCUUAUGAAUUCAGCCUUGUAUAGUAAAAAUAUAUUAUGAAAACAGACAUUGAGGAGAUUUCCUGUACAGUGGUCAGCCAACUUAUAGGCUUUGUCUUUUCCAGCUUUUUCCAUACCUUAACUUCUCAUAAAAGAUACACAUCCCUUUGUUCUAAAGAUAGCAUUCUAACUAGUGGAACAAUUUUGAGCUCUCACAAAACCAUAAGAUCAAAUAGUGGCUUUUUUCAGGAUCUUUUGCUUUCUGUGUCUCUAUCCAGUGACCUAGGACCUAAACCUUAAGUUGUUUUUACUGUUGAGUUGGGUAUUUAUAUAUUUAGUAAGCUAUUUAAUUCUUGAAUAUUUCUUACAUUUGUAUUAAAAUACUGAAUGAUUAAAAAUGUCAAUUCUCAA